Desarmillaria tabescens is the source of this 1779-nucleotide messenger RNA. Its product is annotated as cytochrome P450. The transcript is spliced from 14 exons. The coding region runs from base 1 to 1779 and encodes 592 amino acids. The record is from RefSeq and is a predicted model, not a curated record. Gene Ontology annotation, molecular function: oxidoreductase activity, acting on paired donors, with incorporation or reduction of molecular oxygen; heme binding; monooxygenase activity. Lineage: Eukaryota; Fungi; Basidiomycota; Agaricomycetes; Agaricales; Physalacriaceae.
AUGUCUAUCUCCUUAUCCCCAGGACUUGCCUAUCUAUCCAGACUUACUCUCACUGUCGUAGUUCUGCCUUUCGCGGUUACUUGGAUUCUACGAAGCGUACUCGUAAAACGCGACGUCCAUAUUUCUCCAUGGUUCUUCUUGGUAGCUCCCGUGGUCCUGCAGUUGAUCGUUCGUGUUGCGCACAGCUGGUUCACAAGCUUUAUCAUUCACAGAGAAGCUGCUGCAAAGGGCGCUCUCAUGAUGCCCAGCGUUCAAGAGAGCAGAGUCUCAAUUUUGACUCGCAUUGAGGAUAGCUUCAGGAAUGGGUAUCCAGAGGAGGUUUUUCAGAAAUGGAGCGAACAGUACGGGCAUACCUUUUCAUUUGGCACAUCGUCCGAUAGACGGAUCUUUACGACUGAGCCAGAACAUAUCAAGGCUGUCCUAGCGACACAAUUCCAGAACUUUGAAAAAGGUCUGGUCAUCUUCAACGCUGCCAAAGCUCUUUCCGGUGUAGGCGUCUUCAAUUCCGAUGGUGAGUUUCAUAGGACGACCGCGAGGCCUUUCUUCAACAAGGCUCGUAUUUCUGACUUUGACAACUUCGAGAGGCACACAAUCAAUACGAUGUCACAAAUCAAGGCGAGGCUGAGGGAAGGAUAUCCUAUCAAUUUCCAGGACGCCGUCGCUCGGUUUACGAUGGACUCCUCCACUGAGUAUCUCUUUGGCAAAGACGUUGGUUCGUUGGCCGCUGGCCUUUCCUACCCUCCCGGGUCGCCGAUGGCGGGAAAUCCUCAUUUUGUUAAUCAUCCCUCUAACUCUUUCGUUGAGGCGUUUGCGAAGGCACAAGAGCAAACAAUUGUUCGACUUCAGAGGGGACCAUCCUGGCCCCUUCGUGAAUUAUGGGCAGACGGAGUUCACCCGCUGCGGCAAGUCAUGAACCAUUUUGUCCAACCCAUGCUCUCCGACGCAUUUGAUCGAAAGGCUAAAGGAGUGAAGCCUGUGGAUUUGGAAAAAGACCUCGAGAACAUGUCCUUGUUAGACCGUCUUGUUCAGGACACCGACGACCCUAAAGUCAUUCAGGACGAGCUCAUUAACAUAUUGGUAGCUGGUAGAGACACGACCUCUUCCCUGCUAACCUUCGCGGUGUAUAUGAUGUGUGAACAUCCCGAUAUGACUGCUCGGUUACGGUCCGAGAUCCUUGAGAAAGUAGGCAACGGGAAGCCCACGUACGAGGACAUCCACGAUAUGAAAUAUUUACGAGCAUUCCUCAAUGGUACAAGAACCAUUUCCUAUCCUCCUCGUCGAAAUAAUUUCUUAUGGCAUAUUUCCACCUCGAAAGUGGCGACGACUCUUCCGAACAAUGGACGAGCACCAUAUUAUAUUCCAAGUAGUACAAGAGUGGUGUAUUCUGUUUUCCUGAUGCAUCGACGUACAGAUUUAUGGGGCCCGGAUGCUCUCGAAUUUGAUCCGGAUCGAUUCCUUGAUAGCCGCGUUCAUAAGUAUUUGACUCCAAACCCAUACAUUUUCCUCCCCUUCAAUGCGGGUCCUCGAAUUUGCCUAGGUCAACAGUUUGCAUACAACGAAGCCUCGUACUACCUCAUUCGACUUCUGCAAAACUUCUCUUCGUUCAGCCUCGCCACGGAUGCCCAACCUUCUGAAGGUAUUCCCCCAAAGAGCUGGACGCCAGCGCCGGGGACGACCAAAGGCAAGGAUAAGAUUAUGUUAGGAAUACAUAUCACGCUAUUUGCCAAGGGCGGGUUGUGGGUCAAGAUGGAAGAAACGAAGGAAGAAGCGGCGGUAUGA